UUUGCAGCGAACGGUCCUCUUGGUUUCUUGGUCGAUUCUUUUCGCAUUCGCUGACGGGUUUUUCACACACGCGCACCCACGCAUCGGAACAGAAUCCACCCAUAUACAUAUAUAUAUAGUAUAUAUAAAUUGUUAAAAAGAGACAUAUACCGUAUAUAACUAGGACAACCAUGUCGAAGCCCCAAUCGGACGCGGAUCGACGCAAGCAAAUCUCGGUGCGCGGCAUUGCCGAGGUGGGAAAUGUGACCGAGGUGAAGAAGAACUUCAAUCGCCAUCUCCACUACACCCUGGUGAAGGAUCGCAAUGUGGCCACUCUGCGCGACUACUAUUUUGCCCUGGCGAACACCGUCAAGGACAACAUGGUUGGACGCUGGAUACGCACACAGCAGCACUACUACGAAAAGGAUCCCAAGCGUGUGUACUACCUCUCGCUGGAGUACUACAUGGGUCGCUCCCUCACCAACACCAUGAUCAAUCUGGGCAUCCAGAGCGAAUGCGAGGAAGCCAUGUACCAGAUUGGUCUGGACAUUGAGAAUCUCGAGGAUAUGGAGGAGGAUGCCGGUCUGGGCAACGGUGGUCUCGGUCGCCUGGCCGCCUGUUUCCUCGACUCGAUGGCCACUCUGGGUCUGGCCGCCUAUGGAUAUGGCAUUCGUUAUGAGUACGGUAUCUUUGCCCAAAAGAUCAAGAAUGGUGAGCAGGUGGAGGAGCCCGACGAUUGGCUGCGUUAUGGCAACCCUUGGGAGAAGGCACGUCCCGAGUUCAUGCUGCCCGUCCAUUUCUAUGGCCGUGUGAUCGAUACCCCUGAGGGUAAGAAGUGGGUGGACUCCCAGAAGGUGUAUGCCAUGCCCUAUGACAAUCCCAUUCCCGGCUAUGCCAACAAUCAUGUCAACACGCUGCGUCUGUGGUCGGCCAAGUCACCGGCUGACUUCAACCUGAAGUUCUUCAACGAUGGCGACUACAUUCAGGCCGUGCUGGACCGUAACUUGGCCGAGAACAUCUCGCGUGUGCUGUACCCCAACGACAACUUCUUCGAGGGCAAGGAGCUGCGUCUCAAGCAGGAGUACUUCAUGUGCGCCGCCACUCUCCAGGACAUUAUUCGUCGCUACAAGGCCUCGAAGUUUGGAUCCCGCGAGGCGGUGCGCAACUCCUUUGAUCACUUCCCUGAUAAGGUGGCCAUCCAGCUGAACGACACCCAUCCCUCGCUGGCCAUACCCGAGCUGAUGCGCAUCCUCCUCGACGAUGAGCAUCUGACCUGGGAGAAGGCAUGGGACAUUACCACCCGCACCUGUGCCUACACCAACCACACUGUGCUGCCCGAGGCUUUGGAGCGCUGGCCCGUGUCCCUGCUGGAGUCGAUCUUGCCCCGUCAUCUCCAGAUCAUCUAUCACAUUAAUUUCCUGCAUAUGGAGAAUGUGAAGAAGAAGUUCCCCACGGAUCUGGACCGCAUGCGUCGCAUGUCCCUGGUGGAGGAGGAUGGCGAUAAGCGCGUCAAUAUGGCACAUCUGUCGAUUGUGGGCUCCCAUGCCGUCAACGGUGUGGCUGCCAUCCAUUCGCAGAUCCUGAAGGACUCGCUCUUCCGUGACUUUUACGAAAUGGAGCCCGGCAAGUUCCAGAACAAGACCAACGGCAUCACUCCACGCCGCUGGCUGUUGCUGUGCAAUCCGGGUCUGUCCGAUCUGAUUGCCGAGAAGAUCGGCGACGAGUGGCCCGUGCAUCUAGACCAGUUGGUGGCCCUGAAGAAGUGGGCCAAGGACCCGAACUUCCAGCGUAAUGUGGCUCGUGUCAAGCAGGAGAACAAGCUGAAGCUGGCCGCCAUCCUGGAGGCCGACUAUGGCGUGAAGGUCAAUCCCUCGUCCAUUUUCGACAUCCAGGUUAAGCGCAUCCACGAGUACAAGCGCCAGCUGCUCAACUGCCUGCACAUCAUCACCCUGUACAAUCGCAUCAAGAAGGAUCCCACAGCCAAUUUCACACCGAGGACCAUCAUGAUCGGUGGCAAGGCCGCACCCGGCUACUAUGUGGCCAAGCAGAUCAUCAAGCUGAUCUGUUCCGUUGGUAAUGUGGUCAACAAUGAUCCCAUUGUUGGAGACAAGCUGAAGGUCAUCUUCCUGGAGAACUAUCGCGUGACGCUCGCCGAGAAGAUCAUGCCCGCUGCGGAUCUGUCCGAGCAGAUCUCCACCGCCGGCACAGAGGCUUCCGGCACUGGCAACAUGAAGUUCCAGCUGAACGGCGCCCUUACCAUCGGCACGCUGGACGGUGCCAAUGUGGAGAUGGCCGAAGAGAUGGGAUUGGAAAACAUUUUCAUCUUUGGCAUGACCGUCACCGAGGUGGAGGCCCUCAAGAAGAAGGGCUACAAUGCCUAUGACUACUACAAUGCCAAUGCCGAGAUCAAGCAGGUGAUCGAUCAGAUCCAGGGCGGUUUCUUCAGCCCCGGCAAUCCCAACGAGUUCAAGAACAUUGCCGAUAUUCUGCUCAAGUACGAUCACUACCUCUCGCUGGCCGACUUUGAUGCGUACCUGAAGGCCCAGGAUCUGGUGUCCAAGACCUACCAGAACCAAGCCAAAUGGCUGGAGAUGGCUAUCCACAAUAUUGCGUCCAGCGGCAAAUUCUCGUCGGAUCGUACCAUUGCCGAGUAUGCCCGCGAGAUCUGGGGCGUCGAGCCCACCUGGGAGAAGCUGCCGAAUCCCGAGGAUCAGUAAUAAUUCAAUUGACAUUUUUGAUAUUAUGUUAUUAUUUAUGUACUUUACUUUUGUUAAAGUCAAAGUGCAAAUUUUAGGAGCCAAAAGCAACACCAACUAAAACUAACCAACGGGCAUCUCAGCCCUCACUCCUAAACCCCCAAUUGUUAAUAUUUUAUUUAAUAAAAAUCCAAGGUAAACUAUUAAA
Molecule: messenger RNA, 2883 nt
Organism: Drosophila persimilis
Lineage: Eukaryota; Metazoa; Arthropoda; Insecta; Diptera; Drosophilidae
Product: glycogen phosphorylase
Exons: 4
Coding region: 171-2696 (841 amino acids)
Biological process (GO): glycogen catabolic process
Cellular component (GO): cytoplasm
Molecular function (GO): glycogen phosphorylase activity; pyridoxal phosphate binding
Source: RefSeq, a predicted model, not a curated record